This is a messenger RNA of Cajanus cajan (pigeon pea), 1857 nucleotides long. Its product is annotated as F-box/FBD/LRR-repeat protein At1g78750. The record is from RefSeq and is a predicted model, not a curated record. Lineage: Eukaryota; Viridiplantae; Streptophyta; Magnoliopsida; Fabales; Fabaceae. Gene Ontology annotation, molecular function: protein binding.
GCAACAAACAGUGCAGUGUGCAUUAAAAUAGUCUACACCCAUCCGCGCAAAAUGGAAGAUACCAACCAAAGCCAAUCCUGAAAAACACUGAAACGGAAGAAGAACGUGGGUUCCAUCGGUUCCGUACCAACAACGCAGGGUUUAUCGUUAACAAUUAACAUCCAUCCAUUCGACCCCCAAUUCCCGUUUGCUUUUGCUUGUAUGCUGAAAGCGAUUCCUCUAAGAUGAAGAGGAGAAAGCGCAGUGAGAGCAAAAUGGAAGACAGACUGAGCGACUUACCCGAUUGCGUUCUCCUCCACAUCCUAACAUUCCUGAACGCCAAACACGCCGUUCGAACGUGCGUCCUCUCGACGCGGUGGAAGAACCUCUGGAAGUCCCUCCCCACGCUCAUCCUCCACUCCUCCGACUUCUGGACCUUCAAGGGUUUCACCAAAUUCGUCUCUCGCCUCCUCUCCCUCCGCGACUCCACGCUCACGCUCCACAAGCUCGAUUUCGAGCGCCACGGUUGCAUCGAGCCGCAACUCCUCAAACGCAUCGUCAAAUACGCCGUUUCUCACCACGUCCAGCACCUCGGAAUCUCCGUCAAGUGCGACAUUCGCGACAUUCCCCCCUGCAUCUUCUCCUGCCACACGUUAACCUCUCUCAAACUCUCCGUCUGCCCUAGGGGCUACAUCUACGGCAGCACGCUGUUUCCGAAAUCCCUCGCUCUCACGGCGUUAACGGCGUUGCAUCUGCAGCAUUUCACGUUUUGCAAAAGCGAUGACGACAGUGCUGAGCCGUUUUCGGCUUGCACUAGGUUAAAGGAUUUGACUAUUGACUAUUGUACCGUGAAGGAUGCGCGGGUUCUCUGCAUUUCAAGUGUUUCGCUUGCGAGUUUAACUAUGCGUUCUGAUCAGUCUGAGGAUUUCUAUAAAAUUGCGCUGUCUACGCCGAAUUUGAGGGCGCUAGGUUUCACUGGUGCUCCUUUUCAGCAACUCAUUUGGAACAAUGUUUCUAAGCUUGAACGAGUGUGUAUUGAUGCGGAAAUUUGGUCUACUUCGUUGGAGUCUCCUUUGAUUCUGUUGAGCUGGCUGCUGGAGCUUGCUAAUAUAAAAGCAUUGACGGUGUCGGCAAGUACUCUUCAGGUUCUAUUCUUAAUUCCUGGGUUGUUGAAGAUUAAACUCCCUUGCUUGGGUCACUUGGAGUCGUUGAGAGUGGAACUGAAACCACUUUCACCUAUAUUUUCCAUGAGACUCAAAGCUGCCAAGUCGUGGAAAGCAGCAUUGAAACCAUCUCCGCCACCUAUACCUGAUGGGAUAGUGGACUUUUUGAUUCAAAACUCGCCAUCAGCAAAAGUUGACAUGAUAAAUUUCUCAAGGUGAAUCAAAUGAAGAUACAACGGAGAAGCAUCAACCCAAAUCCACUACUAGAUAGUUGGUGAAGAGUGCUUAAAUUUCUUCUCACAAUGCCAUUUUUGUUAACCUUCAUUCUGGAUUCUAAGAAAAAGAUGACUUGAGAUGUUAGUUACAAGUCGAGGAGCAAUUUUUUUUUUCUGCUAACUUUAGUGAAACAUCUGCUGUCUCAUUUGACAAUACAUCUGGAUGUCCAUAAGAUCUCCCUUGCUGAACGCAAUGCCCAUUUUAAACCUAAAUUCUUAUAUACAGUUCGCACAACUGAUGGGAGUAUGCCUCAUUAUGCUAAAAGCUAUAUUCUAAUGUACGAAUCAUGCGCUCUGUCAUUUGUAUGUGUGCAUAGUCUGCAUAUGCAUGGGUCCCUUUUGUUUUUGGAGCCUUCAUGAAUCAUUUAGUUCCUACUAGACAUGAAUAUUGUUGAGUUUCGAUAUUCUAUUGAGAUAAUUUAUGUUUUUUGUUGAUAUAA